UAUGUCUCUGAGGCGGAGGCCCGUUAACGUUCACUGCUUAGUUUACUAGUUAGCUGCUAAAGGCAUGCCAUACUAAGUAUACUGCGAGGUGAUUGGGGAAGUUCGGGUAGUUUUGUCCAUGUGUAAGAUUUUAGAUCGGUUUGGGAACAUCUACUAUACUAGUAAUCUUCUAGUAUUGGGUUGACUGAUCUACCUACCACCAGGGUGUCGCGCGUUUCUUCUCCCCUGGGUUUUCUGUUUUGUUUGUUAAUUUAUCUCGUCCGGAUACUUUGCACGUUGCUAUUUAAUCACCGGAAAGCAAUCAAUUGCCACAUGUGUUCUCCCUAUCAUCCUUUAUCUUCCCUUUGCAGCUGAUUGUUAAUUCAUGGGAUCAAGACCAUCUGUCUUGGUCCUCCUAUAAUACUGACUGAGGAUGAUUGCCUCGAUACUCCCCUCGCGGGACUGCAGGGAGCAACCUGUAACGGCCCAGACAACACCAUCAUGGUUCAAGAGGAAGAUCACACCGGGACUACUAUCCCUGUCCCGGCUCGCAUCCUCGCACCCGAUACAUACGGUGGCCGUCGUGGCCUUGCUCGUGAGCUCCAUAUACACCAGCCUACUGGAGGACAGUAUAUUCGAUGGAGGCAAACCGGUACGAAAGGCAAAGUGGUCAUCGCUCACUGCAGGAAAUAGACAGCUCUACACGAGCCCAGACUCCGACUGGAACUGGCAGCUGAAUGAUUCCGAUGCUCCAAUUUCCACCGAUGUCGAUCAUACCGCGCUUCUGACUCUGGUAUUUCCCGAAAUGGCCGAAAGAACAUUCCCCGAAUUGCCAAUGACGCCCGUACUUCAAUUGCCUGGUAAUCUGUCCAUCACGCCGUUGCCCCCAACAUCCAAAUCAUUCGGCGCAUACUCCAAGGAACAUGUCUUUGCUUUCUCCGUUCCCUACAGCCAGGCCUCCGACUUCUUGACGAUGGUUCAGGAGGUCCCGAAUAGUGGCCUAGGUCAGGAGAUCGACCACGGGGAACAGCGAAUGUGGAUAAUGAAGGCUGCGCGGGUACAGACGCAGAGCAGCCUGACAAACUGGGCACAAGAUGCCUGGGUCGAGUUUGUGGAUCUGCUUAAGAACGCCCAAACACCUGAUAUUGCUAUCGUGCUGCUUGGUUAUAUCUUCAUGCAUAUGACCUUCGCCUCGUUGUUCCUUUCCAUGUAUCGCAUGGGUUCUAAGUUCUGGCUUGCCACAAGUGUCCUCUUCUCAUCCACAUUCGCUUUUGUUCUCGGUCUGUUUGUCACUGUUGAGCUUGGAGUUCCUGUUAAUAUGGUACUCCUCUCCGAAGGCCUGCCGUUCUUGGUAGUAAUAGUCGGCUUCGAAAGGUAUGUAGGCCUCACGCGGGCCAUCUUGACACAUGCCAUGGACCAUCGCAACUUGACACGGGAGGAGGCAUCUUCCGCAAUUCAAUACGCUAUCGAAUUUGCUAUCAGCGAGAAGGGAUUCGAGAUAGUCAAAGAAUACGUCAUAGAGAUUGCAAUCCUUGCGGUAGGGGCAUUGUCCGGAGUACAGGGAGGGCUCGAACAAUUCUGCUUCUUAGCUGCGUGGACUCUGUUCUUUGACAGUAUUCUUCUCUUCUCGUUUCAUACCGCGAUCGUUUGCAUCAAAUUCGAAAUAAACCGAAUCAAGGGGCACAUCGACAUGCGCAAGGCGCUAGAGGAUGACGGAAUUAGCUCCCAAGUGGCCGAAAAUGUGGCCAGGAGCCACAGCAAGAGCCAGCCAGGGACGAUCUUCGGCAAGAGCACGCAGAUCCCUAGAUUCAAGGUCCUCAUGGUCGGCGGCUUUUUUCUAGUGAACAUCGCGAGCAUGUGCAUGGUCCCCUUCCGCAAUACACACUCGAUUAUGGACAUAUCGGAUUGGGCUCGCGGCCUGGGUGGUGGUGUGGUUAUGUCUCCACCGGUAGAUCCCUUCAAGGUAGCCUCUAACGGACUGAGAGUCAUCCUUGACAGGGCCAAGUCAAGCGGUCAGAAAACGGUUGUCACGGUGCUGGCUCCCAUCAAGUACGAAUUUGAAUUCCCAUCUGUCCAUUAUGGUCUUUCCGGGAUGGAAGCUUCCAGUGAUGAUGACAUGUUCCUCGACUUCGGUGGAUACGGUGUCGGUGGCCGCGUCGUCGGUGGCCUGCUUAAGAGUUUGGAUGACCCCGUAUUCUGCAAGUGGGUAAUCGCAGCCUUGGUGCUGAGUGUCGCCCUCAAUAGCCAUCUCUUCAGCGCAGCUAGACAGGGUGUCAAGGCAGCAACUACAACGGAGCACCCUACCAAGCCCAAAAAAUCAGAAAGCGCACAAAGGGUUGGACUUCCACCAUGCGAGUGCCAAAGAGCUGCUGUCCCAUCUCCGGUGGCCAAUGGAUCCAUUGGAAGUACGGAAUCGACCAAGACCAAACGCACUCAGGAAGAAAUGGUGCAGAUACUCUGGAAGAAGCGCGCCCAUGAGCUGACCGAUGAGGAGGUUGUCGAGCUCUCUCUGCGUGGAAAAAUUCCUGGUCAUGCACUGGAGAAGACCUUGAAAGAUUUCACCCGUGCUGUUAAGGUUCGUCGCACCAUCAUUUCUCGCCACAAGGCCACGGCAGAUAUCACGCAUGCUCUUGAGCGAAGUAAACUCCCAUAUGAGAAUUAUGAUUGGUCUCGGGUCUUUGGUGCAUGCUGCGAGAACGUCGUGGGCUACAUGCCAGUUCCGGUUGGCUUCGCUGGUCCUAUAAUCAUUGAUGGAAAGAGCUACUUUAUCCCUAUGGCGACUACCGAAGGAGUCCUUGUUGCUAGUGCGAGUAGAGGAAGCAAGGCUAUCAACGCUGGCGGCGGUGCUGUGACUAUGUUGACAGCCGAUGGGAUGACCCGGGGUCCUUGUGUUAGCUUUUUAACCCUGCAGCGCGCCGGUGCUGCUAAAAUUUGGCUUGACUCGGAGCAAGGUCAAAUCACGAUGAAAAAGGCCUUCAACUCGACGACCCGUUUCGGACGACUCCAAUCGACGACCACUGCUAUCGCAGGAACAAACCUGUACAUCCGCUUCAAAACCACUACUGGGGAUGCCAUGGGAAUGAACAUGAUCUCCAAGGGCGUUGAAUACGCACUAGAAGUCAUGAAAACCGCUGGGUUUGAGGAUAUGAAGAUCAUAACGUUAAGCGGCAACUUCUGCGCCGACAAAAAGCCCGCGGCAAUCAACUGGAUUGAAGGGCGAGGAAAGAGCGUUGUCGCUGAAGCUAUCAUCCCCGGUGACGUGGUUAAGAGCGUGUUGAAGUCUGAUGUUGACUCCAUGGUCGAACUCAAUGUUGCGAAAAACAUGAUCGGGUCGGCUAUGGCAGGGUCUAUCGGAGGAUUCAACGCGCAUGCCGCCAACAUGGUGGCGGCCAUCUUUAUUGCGACAGGGCAGGAUCCGGCGCAGGUUAUAGAGAGCUCUAACUGCAUCACCAUUAUGAAGAAUCUUCACGGCUCGCUUCAGAUUUCAGUAUCCAUGCCCUCUAUUGAGGUCGGCACGCUGGGAGGUGGUACUAUCCUGGAGCCUCAAAGCGCCAUGCUCGACACACUCGGGAUCCGAGGACCACAUCCCACUGAGCCGGGUGCCAAUGCCCGGCAGCUUGCCCGCAUUAUCGCUGCCGCCACUUUAGCAGCGGAGCUGUCGCUCUGCGCCGCGUUGGCCGCCGGUCACCUUGUUAAGGCACACAUGCAGCAUAACCGUGCCACUCCAGCAAAGUGAAGAUUGAGUUCUGUACAAUUGUACAUAAUGUAUACAUAGUAGGCGGGGGCGCCAGGGUAGAUAGAUAGCUGCCAAGUUAGCAUACGUGACCAUGCAUAGAGAUCGCAUCCGAUGC
This is a messenger RNA of Aspergillus sclerotioniger CBS 115572, 3830 nucleotides long. Its product is annotated as 3-hydroxy-3-methylglutaryl-coenzyme A reductase. The transcript is spliced from 2 exons. Gene Ontology annotation, cellular component: endoplasmic reticulum membrane; peroxisomal membrane. Bases 413 to 3715 code for a protein of 1100 amino acids. Gene Ontology annotation, molecular function: hydroxymethylglutaryl-CoA reductase (NADPH) activity; protein binding. The record is from RefSeq and is a predicted model, not a curated record. NCBI's taxonomy places the organism in Eukaryota, Fungi, Ascomycota, Eurotiomycetes, Eurotiales, Aspergillaceae. Gene Ontology annotation, biological process: ergosterol biosynthetic process; isoprenoid biosynthetic process; coenzyme A metabolic process.